Molecule: messenger RNA, 4156 nt
Organism: Colossoma macropomum (tambaqui)
Lineage: Eukaryota; Metazoa; Chordata; Actinopteri; Characiformes; Serrasalmidae
Gene: agfg1b
Product: ArfGAP with FG repeats 1b
Exons: 12
Coding region: 138-1517 (459 amino acids)
Molecular function (GO): GTPase activator activity
Source: RefSeq, a predicted model, not a curated record
AGAGCGUGUUUAUGGCCGUGCCUGGCGGCUCCAGCCCUUCUGCCCCCGCGCUGCCCCCCUGUGCUGGGGCUGUAGAAGCCUGACCUGCCCUCCUGCCCCCUCCCGAGCCCCCCUGAACCCCGUCCCGGAGCCGAGCCAUGGCUGCGAAGCGGCGGCAGGAGGAGCAGCACCUGAAGCUCCUGCGGGAGAUGCUGGCGCUGCCGCCCAACAGGAGCUGCUUCGACUGCGCGCAGAGAGGACCCACAUACGCCAACAUGACGGUGGGCUCGUUCGUCUGCACCACCUGCUCGGGGAUACUGCGAGGGCUCAACCCCCCGCACAGAGUGAAGUCCAUCUCCAUGACCACCUUCACGCAGCAGGAGAUCGACUUCCUACAGAAGCACAGCAAUGAGGUGUGUAAACACAUCUGGCUCGGGCUGUAUGAUGACCGGAGCUCCGCAGUUCCAGACUUCCGCGAGCCUCAGAAAGUGAAGGAGUUCCUCCAGGAGAAAUAUGAGAAGAAGAGAUGGUACGUUCCUCCAGAGCAGGCGAAGGUUCUGGCCUCCGUUCAGGCCUCCAUCUCUGGUUCCUCAGCGAGCAGCACAAGCAGCACCCCGGAGGUCCUGCCUCAGCCAAUCAAAACGCUGCAUCUAAACAAAACUCCAUCCAGCCAGUCUCAGUCUCCGGUGUCCAGCCGAGCUCAGUCCCAGCCUGCCGGGCAGGAGAAGAAGUUCGACCUUCUGUCUGAUCUGGGUGGAGAUAUCUUCGCGUCUCACUCUGCUGGAACCUCAAACUUUGCCAACUUUGCACAUUUCAACAGACCCUCAGCUCAAAACAGUUCAGUCCCAGAAUUUGCCAAGUUUGAUUCGUUUGGAAAGUCCAGUGUGUCCCAACGAUUCCACCCAUCAUCACCAUCAUCAUCGCCAUCAUCCCUUCAGCCACCCCAAACAGGAGGAAGUGUGUCGGUGCCCCCACUGCCCAGCAUGCCGCUGCCCACCGCUCCGCCCGGCCUUUCCGGGCAGGACCGCUACGCCGCUCUGGCUGAGCUGGACAGCGCCCUCAGCUCGACCCAUAAAGCUUCACAGGGUGUAUUCGAUGCUGUGCCGGGGCCUGCAGCAGCUCAGCCUCAGCCAGUACUACCCAGCAUGCAACAGGGUUUUACAGCUGCUCCUUCCACAAAUCCGUUCUUGGCUUCCGGAAUGGCUCCAGAGCCGAUGUCUACCAACCCGUUCCAGACCAACGGUAGAUCUUCAGCUUCAGGCUCCAUGAGCAUGCCGGCCGGUUUUGGGAACACGCCCAGUUACUGCCUGCCCACCAGCUUCAGCGGGACGUUCCAGCAGCCCUUCCCCGGCCAGGGACCCUUCCACCCUCUCCCCCCCGCCGCCUACACGCAGCCCAACGGUGGAUUUCCUGCUUAUGGCCAGGCCAAACCUCCGAUGACCUACGGUCAGCCUGCGAUGUCCAGUAACCCGUUUAUGAGUGGAGCUCCCGCUGGACCGUAUCCUACAGGAGGAUCCUCCACCAACCCGUUCCUCUAAACUCACCCUCACUGCUCCGCAACACCGCACACUGAAACGAUUCUGUUUUCUAUUCACUGCACUGAGCGUUUGGCCGUUAUAGAGUAGGAGAUGCGGAGAUGCAGAAGUUUUCCCUCACCUCACCCUCGUCUGUGUGUUCAGGAACAAAAAAGCGCAAAAAUCUGGAGAAAAAACUCCACGAGAUUUACACUGCCGGUCAGAAGUUUGGGGACAGGCCUUCUUUAUCAUAAAUCAGCUCUGAGCUGAUGUUUUGUGUAUAUUUAUCUUCUCAGCUUCGUCUUCAUCAGAGUAUCGUCUUGGUAUAAAUAAUGAUUUGACUGUAGUUUAAAGCUCAUAUUGAAGCUCUUUUGGUCCGAAGUUGGUUUAGACACCCGAAAGGUUUGAGUGCUGAUCAGUGACAUCACAACAAGUGGGAUAAAGUGGGGGUGGCCUUUAGGUUGAUUCCCAAAUUAGCACUGUCACUAAUAUUAGCACAGAUAUUUACACGUGUGAUACUGUUUACACCAAAUAAACCUGAUUAGGCUUCAAUAUGUUAUCAUUUUAAUGUCCUUAUAUGACGACUCCGAGCACACAUCUAAAGAAAACGUUCAAAUUGGUCAAACCAUGUAGCUAAAAUUAGUUUUUAUCACUUAAUUUGUCAUUUAUCAUUAAAUUCACUGGUAACUCUUUAGAAUAACAGGCCCUAAUAAACAGCAACUUAAAUGUGAUCCAAUAAUCAUGUAAUAGUUACAUGUUCAUUAGUAAAUGAUUCUAUUUGAAGUGUGAACCAUUAACUUAGUGACACAAUUAGCAAUUAUUUUGAAUUGUAGAAGCCUUGAUAAUUAUAGUUUGUUAAUAAUGAUUAAAUUGCUAAGCAUAAUUCAUAAAUGAUGUAACUUGAAAUAUUAAGCAUUUACUUAGCUGCAUGAAAACAGUUCAUAAUAAUUAUAAAUUAAUUAAUUGUCUGUGUUCUGUUUGUUUCUGAUGCAUAAACUUUUGAAUGCUUUAUCAUAAUUAAAGCGGCACUAUGUAAGAUUUCUUUGUUAAAACUGAAAGAAGCCUCAUUACUGAGUGAGGAGAAUAAAAACAGGCUAAAAUAUGGUGAACUGCUGCUGUGAGUCGCCCUGUAAAGCCCGAAAUAAUCACUUUAAAGUCUUUUUCACACCACGUCGUACAUCUUUACGUAUUGGCAUCUCACACAGACUCUAAAAGAAGGUCCGGUUCGAUGUUUCGGCCUCAAAUGAUCUCAAAAUCAACAUUAUACUGAAGAAAAUGUGAUGACAGUAGAAAAUUCACUCACAUCUUCAGAAGACGCUCCUUCACUGAGUUUAGACUGAGUUCUCCUUGAAUUCUCUUCUUAUUGUCAGACUCAUCCACUCGGGGCUGAAACGCAAACCACAUUAAAAAGUUUCUUGCAAUUCCACAUUUCCACCAGAGAGGUCUCCAAAUCCCCAAACCUUACAUAGUGCAGCUUUAAGUGGUUAAUACUUAAACAUGAAUCAGGCUCCUUUUGUAAGGUUGCAUCUUAUAAUAUUUUUAAGAAAUACUGUAUUAACUAAGUUACAUUGUAGUGCUUUAAUUAUUUGUAUGUCACUGAGUGAAUGGUUAAAAACUCAAAUGGUAACAUUUUAUUAAUGCACAAGUAAUGAUCAUAAUUAUUAAUUAAUAAUUAUCUUUAACAAAGGUUUGGCUUUUUUCCACACGGAACUGCUGAUUUUGGAAGAAACAGUAGGAAGGCAGAAUUUCAUUGUAAAUAAAAGUUGAAAAGUUGCAUGUAGUCAGAAAAUUCAUAUGUGUAUUAUUACACAAUCAUCCAAAGUGUAACUAUAGAAAAUUUCAUCAUGAACCUAAUUUUACUCAAAACAAAACAUACUGUAUUUAAAAUCAUUAUGGAGCUGAUUUCCCCAAACUUUUGACAGGCAGCGUGUGGCUUUGACUCAGUAAGUAAUGUUUUUACGCCUAGAAGUUAAGCUCCUCGUGCAUAUCGAUAUUUGUAAUCCUUUUAAAUGCAUUAUUUACGGUAAGAGAGUGAUGAGAAGCGGACAGGUAGUGGUCAGUUAGAGACACUGUGAAAAUGCAGAGGGAAAACGCCGACUGAGCGAAUGGUUUCUGCUCUGCAGGAGGAUUAAUUUGUGCUUUUGUAACGGCUGUAACCAAAACAGGAGGACUGUGAGGUGCUGGUUUCCCUCUGGAGGAGACGAAGACGGGCGGAUGUGAAGUAGGGCCCGACCGACGUUACCCACCCCCAGGUUCAGAAGCUAAAAGUUCUGAUAACGUCCACUUAAAUGCGGCUCUUUUACUGCCCUGUCGUGGCUCCACAGCAGAAUUAGAUUAGUAGGUAAAAAUAAAAUAAUCCUCCUUUACAGUAAAAUAAAGCUCUGCUGAUCGUUCAACACAGUUUAACAAUAAAUGGUCUUAAACUCUGGAGUUAAUGUAGAACUGCUAAUUCACCCUUAACCCUGAAGAUCAGCGCAGACUGGUCACCAUAGCAACACAGACAACAAUCUCGCCUAGCCAAUGAAAGGGCAAAAAAGGGAGAUUUAAAAUGUUGAUAAUUUGGAGAGGAAUGGACUUAUUAGUGUUUAUAAUCACUCCAGCUGGUUUCCUGAUACGUUUUAAUCUGCAAUGAGAAACUGACAAACACUAAAAAGUGGCAAAGC